CGCAUUAAAAUAGCAAAAAAAGAAUUAAUAAAAGAAAAUAAAACACGCACAACACACACCAAAACAGCUCGCCAUCGCCAUUCUCUUCUUCCUCCUCCUUCACUCACUUCCCCCAAAUUCCACCCACCUUCUUAAUCUCCCACCCUAAUUCCUCCAAUUAAUCCCCCCUCUCUCUUCUCUCUCUCAGAUCCAUUGAAUUUCUUACACUCAAUCUCUCUCUUUACAUCUCUCUGCGGAAAUCGCUUCAGAUUACCUUCCGAUUCUCGUGUAUUUUCCGCCAAAUUUUUGGGGGUAUUACGGCUUCGGAGGAGCUCUGAUUGUUUCCGAUAACCAUGGGUUCGAUUGGAGCAGAUCUGAGCCGGAAAAUCCACCCCGAGCCGGUGGACGACUUCGAUCGGUUGCCGGACUCGCUCAUCCUAUUGAUCUUCAAUAUAAUCGGAGACGUCAAGGCCUUGGGGCGAUGCUGCGUCGUUUCGAGGCGGUUCCACUCGCUUGUUCCCCAGGUCGACAACGUCGUUGUCCGCGUCGACUGCGUGAUCUCCGACGACGAUCCUUCCUCCACCUCAUCCUCCUCGUCCUCCGCCGCCGACAAGUCGCGCCACCCGAUCUCUUCCCUCUUCCGCAUCUUCUUCUCGGGACUCUUCAAACCCUUGCAGUCCCUGUCUCAGCUCAUCGUCCCCUCCGCGCGCCGCCUUCCGCUCUCGGAUGAUUUCGACUGCGAAGCUGAGCAGAGCAUCGUCACGCACCAUUCUCCCACGCAGGUGUUGAAGAAUUUCAACGAGAUCAAGCUGCUCAGGAUAGAGCUCCCCACGGGGGAAUUAGGGAUUGAUGAGGGCGUUUUGCUCAAGUGGAAGGCGGAAUUCGGCUCCACCCUUGAUAGCUGCGUGAUCCUCGGAGCUUCCAGCGUCGUGCAGGGCUCGAACGCUACCGCAAUUAGUAGUGAUAAUGGAGUGGAGAGCGAUAAUGGCAGCAUACCGGAAUCAUUCUACACCAAUGGAGGUCUGAAGCUGCGCGUGGUUUGGACAAUCAGCUCGUUGAUCGCAGCCUCCGCCAGGCAUUACCUUCUGCAGCCGAUAAUAGCGGAGCACAAGACGCUCGCGAGCUUGGUUUUGACAGAUGCUGAUGGGCAAGGGGUGUUAUCGAUGAAUAAGGAGCAGCUGGAGGAGCUCAGGGUGAAGCCUCUCUCCGCUUCGUCUGCCUCGAAGAGGACUCUUGUUCCGGCUCUGAACAUGCGGUUGUGGUAUGCUCCUCACCUCGAGCUGCCUAACGGUGUGGUGUUGAAAGGAGCGACUCUGGUGGCGAUCAGGCCGAGUGAGCAGCCCAAGAAGGAGGUGUCGGGUUCGGAGGCGAAUUGGGUUGCAUCGGCGUUUGAGGAACCAUUUGGGACUGCUGCAAGAAUGUUGGUGAAGAGGAGGACCUACUGCCUCGAAAUGAACUCUUUCUGAAGGUGGGGACUUGUCUAAGGAUGAAGAGACAGAUGCAGAGGUAAAGCACGGCUACUGAUGAUCCCAAAAGCGCAGAGUGCGAAUUUUGUUUAGGAGCAAGCUGCAAGCGAAGCUGCAGAGAAUUUAUACAGCUUUCCGCUAUGACUGCGGUGCAAGAAGUCAGGUGAUCAAGGCGCACACCUUCUGCAAUUGGAGAAUAGGCAACUGCUUUCGUUUCGAACCCACACUUAUACUUUAAAGAGCGCAUGCUAUGCAACUGGAUAAUCAUGUUGUAAGAGUUAUGAGAUUUUGAUAAAUCUGUCUGUUAGUUAUAAUAUGCAUAUGUGAAUAUUGUAGGUAUGACUAUGCUUAUCUCCCUCCCCUUUCUUAAAAGGUUCAGCUGCAUAUUAUAUCAGCUGAUACGCCUCAACUUUGGUGUUGAUAUGAUUUGAUAUAUUUUGGUGAAAAUGAAAAGAUGUUAUUGGUGAUUA
Molecule: messenger RNA, 1915 nt
Organism: Salvia splendens (bonfire salvia)
Lineage: Eukaryota; Viridiplantae; Streptophyta; Magnoliopsida; Lamiales; Lamiaceae
Product: F-box protein At5g46170
Exons: 2
Coding region: 333-1445 (370 amino acids)
Molecular function (GO): protein binding
Source: RefSeq, a predicted model, not a curated record